AUGGUGGUGCUCAAGGGCAUCCCCGCGCUCCUGUCCCCAGAGCUCCUCUUCACCCUGGCGAGAAUGGGGCACAGAGAUGAGAUCGUUCUUGCACACAUGAACUUCCCCAGCAGCUCCAUGUGCAGAGGCAGCCCGGAGGAGAUCCGUGCUGAUGGUCUGGGCAUCCCCCAGCUCCUAGAGGCUGUGCUGCAGCUGCUACCCCUGGACACCUACGUGCAGAGCCCGGCUAUGGUCAUGGAGCUGAUGCCCAGCGACUGGAAGAGGGGCCUGCUGACCCCAGUGUGGACGAGCUACCAGUCCAUCCUCUCCAGGGCUGGCUAUGAGGGCUCCCUGGGGAUGGUGGAGAGGUUUGCGUUUUAUGAGUGGGCAAAAAAAGCUUUUGCUGUUGUGGCAACUGGCUCUGAGCGAUCAAGCCUCGUCAUGAGAACAGCCACAGUUACCCAAAGGGCAGGGGAUGGAAGGUUCUGUGGGAACAACUGCGUUAGACUAGAUCUGGACCCUUUGUCUUGUGGGAAGGGAAGGACCCUCUCUGAGGGGUGCAGCCAAGUUCUCUGUGGGCAGGCUCUGGAGACUGCCUCGGCCAUGAGGAUGUUUUCCAUCAACCUGUUCACUGAUGGAUUUUGCCACCACUGA
Molecule: messenger RNA, 633 nt
Organism: Dama dama (fallow deer)
Lineage: Eukaryota; Metazoa; Chordata; Mammalia; Artiodactyla; Cervidae
Product: fucose mutarotase-like
Exons: 3
Coding region: 1-633 (210 amino acids)
Biological process (GO): fucose metabolic process
Molecular function (GO): racemase and epimerase activity, acting on carbohydrates and derivatives; fucose binding
Source: RefSeq, a predicted model, not a curated record